Phytophthora nicotianae INRA-310 is the source of this 516-nucleotide messenger RNA. RefSeq lists its product as hypothetical. The record is from RefSeq and is a predicted model, not a curated record. The transcript is spliced from 2 exons. NCBI's taxonomy places the organism in Eukaryota, Oomycota, Peronosporomycetes, Peronosporales, Peronosporaceae. Bases 1 to 516 code for a protein of 171 amino acids.
AUGACGGUCGGCCAGCGGAUCGCGUUUGAUGAAGGGAUGAUUCCCAUGAGAAGUAAGUAUAACCCCAUGCGCCAGUACCUGCGUGGAAAGCCACACCCUUGGGGAACCAAGUGUUUCCUGAAGUGUGAUGCUGACAGCGGCUACUGCUACAGGGCGGAAAUUUACCAAGGUCGACUGAACAGUGAUAGUGCUGACCUGAAUCAAGGCCCAAACGCUGUACUUCGCAACAUUGAAGAAGUCCUCGAUGGGCUCCCGAAGCGACGACUUAUUAUUACAAACAGAUUCUACUCCAGCGUACUGCUCUCCUCCAUUCUCCUGCAACGUGGCCUAUAUCAUGUCUGUACGAUCCAGACCAACAGACGUGGUUACUGCAAGUCCUUACAAGCUAGCGAAGCGGCCGAAGUCCAUUGUGCGAGGGUCGUACCGAAUCGCUCGGUCCAAGGCAGAAUCCAGCAUAAUAGCCGUGUCCUGGAUGGACAACCGGCCAGUGCACUUCAUCGCAACCGGCUGCAGUAA